Molecule: messenger RNA, 1419 nt
Organism: Pediculus humanus corporis (human body louse)
Lineage: Eukaryota; Metazoa; Arthropoda; Insecta; Psocodea; Pediculidae
Product: Excitatory amino acid transporter, putative
Exons: 7
Coding region: 1-1419 (472 amino acids)
Biological process (GO): L-glutamate transmembrane transport
Cellular component (GO): plasma membrane
Molecular function (GO): L-glutamate transmembrane transporter activity; neutral L-amino acid transmembrane transporter activity; glutamate:sodium symporter activity
Source: RefSeq, a predicted model, not a curated record
AUGGCGAUCAGUAAAGAAAAAGUUAAAAAUUGUUUAAAAACUUAUUCUCUUACCGGAUGUACGGUAUUGGGUGUCAUUGGUGGAAUCAUUUUAGGUUUUAUUUUAAGAUCUAUUGAAAGAGAAAAAUGGUGGACGAAAAGAGAAGUUAUGUAUGUGCAAUUUAUCGGUGAUGUUUAUUUGAGAAUGCUCAACGGUUUGGUUUUACCAUUCAUGGUCAGCUCUAUAAUAGCCGCUGUUGGAUCUUUGGAAUUGAAAACUUCUUGGAGAAUCGGUGCUAGAUGUGCAGCAUGGUUGGUCGUGACACAAUUCUUAGCUGUUGUCGAAGGUAUUGUUUUUGCUGUUGCCAUUCAACCUGGUGAAAAAUCAUUCGCACAAAGUUUCAAGUCUUUAGAUGAGGAUAAGAACAUCAUGGUUAUUGAUACCAUUUUGGAUAUAUUUAGAAACAUGUAUCCUCCAAAUAUAGUAAAAGCGAGUAUUUCGCAAUAUCGUACAGUUCUUAUUCCACCGGAGAAUACAUCAGCACCAUUAAGCGAUUGGGCUAUUUCACAUACCUAUCACGACGGUACAAAUAUUUUAGGUACCAUUAAUUUUUCUAUACUGUUGGCUUUAGCUAUUGGAAUCAUGAGUAGAAGUUCGAAACCCAUAAUUGAAUUUUUCGCCAUAUUGGAAAAAUGUAUGACGACGGCGAUAGGAUGGGCAUUGCUAUUUUCACCCAUCGGUGUUCUCUUUCUUUUGGCAGCCAAAUUAAUCGAAACGCAAGAUUUAUCAUCAGUCAUCGAACAAUUGGGUUUUUAUUUCUUGACCGUUUUAAUUGGACUCUUCAUUCAUUCUCUCAUUGUUUUACCAUGUAUUUAUUUUGUUUUUGUGAGAAAAAGUCCUUUUACAUUUUUGGGUAACAUGACUCAAGCAUUAUUCACAGCCUUUGGAACUGCUUCCAGUUCAAUCACGAUGCCUGUAGCUAUGGAAUGUCUGGAAAAAUUAAAUAAAGUAGAAGAAAGAAUCGUUAGAUUCACAAUGCCCAUCGGUACCACUUUAAACAUGGAUGGUACGGCUUUGUACGAAGCUGUUGCCGUUAUUUUUUUGGCGCAAGGACGUGAUGUUAACCUGGAUUUUGGAAAUUUAGUUUUGAUUUGCAUAACGGUCACGGCUUCAUGUUUAGGAGGAGCUGGAAUUCCUCAAGCUGGUCUUGUCAUAAUGAUAAUGAUUUUAACUUCUCUAAAUUUGCCGGCCGAAGAUGUUAGCAUAAUAAUUGCCAUUGAUUGGCUUCUUGAUAGAUUUCGUACCACGGUUAACGUAAUAUCGGAUUCUUUUGGUGCUGGAGUUAUUGAGCAUUUAAGCAAAGCCGAAAUUGAAAGAUUAUCUCGUUAUGAACAAUAUAAACCUGUUGCACAAGAAUAUGAACUUUCAGAAAGAAUGUAA